This is a messenger RNA of Ostreococcus tauri, 1488 nucleotides long. RefSeq names its product Lipopolysaccharide-modifying protein. The coding region runs from base 1 to 1488 and encodes 495 amino acids. NCBI's taxonomy places the organism in Eukaryota, Viridiplantae, Chlorophyta, Mamiellophyceae, Mamiellales, Bathycoccaceae. The transcript has a single exon. The record is from RefSeq and is a predicted model, not a curated record.
AUGUCCACGGAGCGCGCGCGCUUGCUCGUCACCGAUGGCGCCGGCGUGCGUGAGGUCGACGUCGAGGGAGCGACGACGACGACGACGACGAGCGGGAUGAGUGCGCACUCCUGGCAGAGACGACGACGAACGGCGCUGCUACUCGCGAUCGCAUCGCUCCUCGUGGGUGCGCUCGCGUGUGCCAGCGAUGUCCUCGCGGCGUUCGGACUCGUGAGCACGCAGAGAGAGUUCGGACCAGGACUGAACAAGCUGGAAUGGAAUCCAAAGGAUGGGUUCAAGUACAGUCCGAGGAAAACCAUGUCGAACCGCUUCAGAGGGAUCGCCACGGCGAGGCUGAUCGAGCAGACUAUUACGAGAUAUUAUCCAUCGAGAAUUACGCCCAAGUCGAAGCCGUUUUCGGUCAACUUUUUGGUGGAUGACUGUCCACACACGAAGUGCUCCAACAAGAUGUUCAGGCGAAGUUGCCACGUCAACGCGUGGGAACCCAUCUUCGCCUUUGGAAGUUCGCCCAAGGAUCCGACUAUUUUCCCGACAAUGCACUCAGCGACGCUGUUGACGUUGAAAGAUUGCUUCAAUCCGUCUCAGACGCUCGGCAACACAAGCUUCGUUGUUACGGAAGACAUGGAGCCGACGUGCCGCUUUUUGCAGUAUCCGAAAACUGUGGACAACAUGCCCAAUUGCGACGCGACGGCGAAAGGGUCGGCGACGAGCGGUGCCUGUCGAUACUAUGGUUUGUUCAAUUUGGACGCGAUGCCAAAUAAGGAGGACUAUGAGUGGGAUAAUUUGAUCACGAAGGGGAUCUGGCGAGGAAGUGACUAUCCCUACCUGACUGGAUCGUGGUCGCACAGCAAACACGACGGUGCUGAGUUCGUUGCUCGCAUCGCCGCCUCGCAUCGGCGAGGUCCGGAUCACGUGAAUGCGACGAUGGAAGCCAUGCUCAAGUCGGGCGCCAUGGGGCCGAGGAUGCGCGCUGUGGUAAUGAGCAGGCUGCACCCCGAAACGCUGGACGCAAAGUUUUUCAACUGGGGCCAGCACCAUCGCGGCGGUCCCAGAGAGCUGGUUGAUGUGAAACACAUAGAACUUGAUGGUUUCGCGAAGUACAAGUAUCAGCUCGAUCUAGGUGGAGGCGGAGGCACGACUUGGAGCGGCGUACUUCCCAAGCUCUCCAUGCCCGGUGUGUUGUUCCAUCACGAAACGCCAAUGAAGGAUUCGUAUUUCGACCUGCUCAAGCCGUACGUGCACUACUUGCCCUUAGAUGAGAACUUGAAGAACUACGAUACACUCGUGACGUGGGUCGAGUCGCACCCAGAGGAGGCGAAGAAGAUUGCUGAGACUUCAUCGGAGUGGAUUCGUGAGUUCCGCAAGCCGGCAAACUUGCUUAGGCACAACUACGAGGUACUGGCGAAACCGCUGGCGAAGGCGCUCGAUCCGUCUGGGAAGUUGCAACCCGUGCCGUUCGAGAAGGCUCACCACGGCCUGAAGCUGUAA